Molecule: messenger RNA, 2106 nt
Organism: Lachancea nothofagi CBS 11611
Lineage: Eukaryota; Fungi; Ascomycota; Saccharomycetes; Saccharomycetales; Saccharomycetaceae
Source: the annotation of a GenBank genome assembly
AUGCCCUCAUUUGCUGAUAGCUUUUGGUCUGAUGAUUUUUCCGUAGGUAUAGAGCAGCUAUUUCGCGAGCUUCACAAAGGAUGUAGUCAAAACGCGCUCUUCAUUCAGUUAUUCGCGUUGAGAAUGCAAUACGAGGUAAAUUAUGGGCGUCAGCUCUGCAAGACAACUUCUAGUAUCGAAGGGCUUGCUGCAGUUGCAAACUCAACGCAGUCGCUUGACGUUGCUCUCAGUCAAUUGGUCAGCGUAUCCGAAAGAGAAGGUAAUGAGCAUUUGUCGAUUGCAGCAGAUAUCGAGGUCACUGUGCUGCGACCUUUCAGCUCAUGGUGCGAGGAUCACGAAGGAAGAGUUGAUUAUUCGGAAAAAAUACUGAAAACUAAUGUGUCGAAUUAUCAGAAGUCAGAGAAAUACGUCGAGAAGCUAGAGCAGAGUUAUUUUAAUAAAUGCAGACAGCUUGAAGAUUACAAGAGGUCUCAUUUUAACGACGAUGAGCUGGCGAAAGCCAUGAAACAGCUGGAGAUUUAUCAAGAACAGGAAGAAGCGCUCGCCAAGGAGCGAGAGUAUGAACCGUUUGGCAAGUUUGGUUAUCUUGAUUUUGACGUUCGCACGAUGCGGGAGACAGUGGCGCUUCUCCUCACCAAGUUGGAAAAGUCCGAAUACAAGGUGCCCUUUAUCAAUUAUCAUUUUGACAAUACGAAUAAUGGCAGUGAAAUCGUUAAGUUCCUGAUGGAUAAUCUAACUUUGAAAGACGUAGAUCAAGCUGAGACUUUCGGUCAAGAUCUUUUAAAUGGUGGGUUUCUCAAAUACUGUAAUGGUGUAGGGACUACAUUUGUAAAUUCCAAAAAGUUCCAAUAUAAUUGGAAGCCCUACGCCUACAAGUUUGCACAAAUUCAACUACCCAACGCCCACGAAAUUGGAGAAGAGCAAGUUGAGGAAGGCCCACAAGCGCUUUCCGAAUACUUCUCAGAUCUAACUUCUAAAAUAUCUAGCUCGCAACCUCUGACAAUAUCUCCAGCUGCUGUCUCAAACAACGAACGGGCCCUUUUCAGAUUUAUGAAGGAUAUAGAUUGGGCCGAUUCAAAAUACAGAAAAGAGUGUAAGAAGCUCGAUGCUCUUCGUUGCUCCCUAGAAGAGCUUUUGGUUGAUCAUUUUACAUUCAUGGAAAAAUGUGAGUUAGAUAGACUUAAGGCUCUAGAGAAGGUAAUUUUGGACUUUUCUCCAAUUCUGUCAAAAAAUACUUCUGCCUUGAACCACUUGCAUGAUGCAAUCUUGAAAACAGGAACUGAAGUUGACCCCACUUUGGAUUUGCUAAAGCUAGUGGAAAGAUCAAGAACUGGUCCUUUUCAACCUCGUGUGAUAACUUAUAAUAAUUAUUACAAUCCCGGUGGGUAUCAAAAUUUUGGCAUAGAUUUGGAAACGCGGUGUCGUUUGGAUAAGAAAGUUGUACCUCUGAUCGUUUCUGCCAUUUUAUCCUUUAUGGAUCAGGUAUACCCUGAGUUACCAAAUGAUAAUGUGAGAACAACCGUUUGGACGGUUCCUGUCAAAUUACUCUCAACGCAUAAGCUGAGAGAAGCUUUAAACGAAGCACCUUUCCAAGAAGAGAUUGAGGUCACCGAAAAACUAAAAGCAUUUUCAAAAGAGCCAAGCACAAUAGCAAGUGCUCUUAAGGUAUAUUUGCUCGAGCUACCGGAGCCUUUGAUUUCCGACGACGUUUAUGACAUUUUAAAAGCACUUUAUGCUGAGUUUCCUCCUUCCGAGGUCGAGAGUCCUCAGCAGGCAGCGGUGGACUCUCAAAGAAUAAAUGGUAUUUCUAAUGCCUUUAAUUCCUUAUCCAAACCACACAUCGCAACGCUAGACGCACUCACAUCUCAUUUCUCAAGGUUAGUUAAAAUCUUGAAAAUGGGUUCCUCUGCCUCCAGCGGAACUUUGGCCAGCGAAUUCGUUCGAUCUGUCUCACAAGAAUUUGCUAAUUGCAUAAUUAGAGUUAGUUUCCCAAAUGGUAACGAUCUAGGAUACAAAAUCUUCUCGGAUCUUCUGCUCUUCAGAAAACCUGUCUUUCGCGAGUUGAAGCGACAAAGCUCUAAGGCGCAGAGCGACUUCGCCAGUUAG